AAGCCAAAUUUUGUGUUUCCUCGGAAUUGCCUCGGAAAUUCCUCGGUAUAUUCCGAGGAAUUCAUUUUCCGUCGGAACAUCCGUCAGAAUACCGCUGUUUUCUUGUAGUGAGAACAAUGUUGCUCAGCUUUUAUCUGGUUGACUGGAUCAAGGAGAUGAUGGUGAAAUCACAUGAUAGUAUAUAUUAUUGAUCCUAUCUUCCCGGAGUUUCCAACAGUGAAGGAACUCAAACGGAUUUGUUUUUCCUUCAAAGAUUGCUUCAAAAUCAAAAGUCGAAAAAAAAAACCCUCAAAUCAAACCAACAUUUUAAGGAAAACCGGUUUAGUUUCAAUUACCGGAAGAGAAACCAUACCAUUAAACCGGUAAUAUAUAAUUGGCCUAAAGUGGUUCUUCUACGACACUUCACCAAUCACCAUCAAGCUCCUUCUCUCUGUCUCUCUCUCUCUCUCUGUUUAUACAAACAUCUUGGGAGGUAAUCACUGUAUCGGUACUAGUACGUAUCCAGUUUGAAAUUCGCGGUUUAAAUUUUUUUAUUUUCUGCACGUUCUCUCUACCGUCAAAUCAGAGGAUCUAUAAUGUUUGCAUGUUUUGUUUUCUCACGUUCUUAUGGCAGGGAUCUGAAUUAGAUAUGAAUUGGGUUCAACGCAAAAUCUAUCUUUACAACGUCACAUUUGGGCUUUACAUGCUUGAUUGGUGGGAACGAUACCUCUUCAAUUCUUUGGUUGUAAUCCUGAUGUGGUUUAUUCUGUACAAUGGAUCUCGCUACUUCUUGGAGCUUUGCAAGAGACAUCUUUCUUGAAACCAGGUCAUAGUUAUCAAUGCCAUGGAAGCAUGAAAACGACAUGGUCGUCUGAGACCUGUGCCAACAAAAACACAUUUGUUCUGCUUUUUCUUAACCUGCUUCUUUGGUAUCAUAUCUGAGCAUGCAACUGUCCAUAUAUGUCUUUCUUUAUCACUUGUUUCUCCCUAGUUUUGAAUUUCCUUUGUUCUACUCCACUUCCAGUUCAUAUUUUGAGACAUGAUUAGUUCCAUCUUUUGAUGCUUACAUUUGAUGAACUCAAGUUUUCAGGUGGUUUCUUGGUAUUGUUGAGUAAAAUUAUUGGCA
Brassica rapa (field mustard) is the source of this 1105-nucleotide messenger RNA. RefSeq lists its product as uncharacterized. The record is from RefSeq and is a predicted model, not a curated record. NCBI's taxonomy places the organism in Eukaryota, Viridiplantae, Streptophyta, Magnoliopsida, Brassicales, Brassicaceae.